AUGGAUCGCAGCUUGGAUGAGAUCAUUGGCGAAGACACAGUAAGGCGCCGUCUGGCUUCGAUUGUGAGCCACUUUCCUGAAGAUCUCAACGACUUACAUAUCUAUAGCGCAAUCAAAAUCGUUCUUCCGAUGGACGACGCAACCAAGGCCCAGGCCGCCGUCGCGGCGACCGCGAUGGCGUUAGAAAGGUACUGCCUGCUCGGACCUGACCCCAAAUCCUCGAUGUCAGACGUCGCAACAGACAAGAUCUACGCUAACUUGAUUCGAAUUAUUUGCAGGUCCGCCCUCCUCUUCCUGUACCGAUUUUUCUUGCGCCAUGACAAAUAUUCGUGGCCAGUAGUCCUCUGGAUGGCCGGAGACUAG
Messenger RNA from Penicillium odoratum, 363 nucleotides. RefSeq lists its product as uncharacterized. NCBI's taxonomy places the organism in Eukaryota, Fungi, Ascomycota, Eurotiomycetes, Eurotiales, Aspergillaceae. The transcript has a single exon. The record is from RefSeq and is a predicted model, not a curated record. The coding region runs from base 1 to 363 and encodes 120 amino acids.